UUUUACCCUUCUCUCUCUCUCUCUCUCUCUCAUCCUUGUUCCCCUCUCGCUCUUCGAUCCCAAAUAGACGACGAGCUCUCUCUCUCUCUCUCCUUGGAGAGGAACAGGGAACAGUGGUUCCUUUCCUUCCUUUCUUGAAAUUGCAUGUUCCUGCGUCAAAUACUUUGCCGUUCUUUUUGAAAUCGAGGGUUCUUGGCGUCAGAUUUGGCGAUUCUUCUGGAUUUCAGGGUCUCCGUUUUUUUCUUUGCGAAAUGGUGCGGUGAAUCAGUUUCGAGGUGGGUUUGAGGGGAGAGGGUCGAGUGAAUUGGGGAGGAGAGAAAUAUGUAUAGGGAGAGGGCAGGGAGCGGGUCGAAGGCGGAGAUUGGAGCUGUGGAUCGGAAGCGGAUCAACGAUGUCCUCGACAAGCAUCUGGAGAAGUCCCCUCCGUCCGCUUCGAGGGGUUUGAACAGCAAGGAGAAGGAUAGGAUGUUGGUGCCAUCGACGUCUUCCGGAAAGCAGCCGGAGCCCCGGUCCUUGUUGAAAAGCAAGUGCUCAGAUGAAGAAUCAGAAACAGAUAGUGAAGAGUCGGAUGUUAGUGGUUCUGACAUGGAAGACACAUCUUGGAUUUCUUGGUUCUGUAAUCUAAGAGGGAAUGAGUUUUUCUGCGAAGUUGAUGAUGAGUACAUACAAGAUGAUUUCAACCUAUGUGGGCUAAGCAGUCAAGUUCCAUAUUAUGAUUAUGCUCUAGAUCUGAUCUUGGAUAUAGAGUCUUCUCAUGGGGACAUGUUCACCGAGGAACAAAAUGAGUUGGUUGAAUCAGCAGCAGAGAUGCUUUAUGGUUUGAUUCAUGUUCGAUAUAUAUUAACCAGUAAAGGAAUGGCAGCAAUGCUUGAGAAGUUCAAGAACUAUGAUUUUGGAAGGUGUCCUCGAGUUUACUGUUGUGGUCAGCCCUGUCUUCCUGUUGGGCAAUCAGACAUUCCUCGAUCAAGUACUGUGAAAAUAUAUUGUCCCAAAUGUGAAGAUAUAUACUAUCCAAGAUCGAAGUACCAAGGCAAUAUUGACGGAGCCUACUUUGGCACAACAUUUCCUCACCUGUUUCUCAUGUCUUAUGGGCACCUCAAGCCACAAAAGCCAUCGCAACGGUAUGUUCCUAGGGUAUUUGGCUUUAAACUUCACAAACCAUGACAAUGGAGUUGAGCCGCCAGAUGAAUAGAAUUCCAUUGUGUUUGGAAGAUUUUCAGAAUGCAGCAAGUGUUACCAUAUCCUAAUUGUUUAGAAAAUAUCUAUAAUGGGCUGUCCCAUUGUUCAUGUUGUUUUAUCGUAAUCUUUGAAUUACUGAGCAACUGUAACUUUUUAUGGUUGAUUAUUAACUUCCAUGCUACAA
Molecule: messenger RNA, 1363 nt
Organism: Musa acuminata AAA Group (dessert banana)
Lineage: Eukaryota; Viridiplantae; Streptophyta; Magnoliopsida; Zingiberales; Musaceae
Product: putative casein kinase II subunit beta-4
Exons: 5
Coding region: 322-1164 (280 amino acids)
Cellular component (GO): protein kinase CK2 complex; cytoplasm
Molecular function (GO): protein kinase regulator activity
Source: RefSeq, a predicted model, not a curated record